Anneissia japonica is the source of this 4642-nucleotide messenger RNA. RefSeq lists its product as uncharacterized. The transcript has 3 exons. The record is from RefSeq and is a predicted model, not a curated record. The coding region runs from base 171 to 1208 and encodes 345 amino acids. Lineage: Eukaryota; Metazoa; Echinodermata; Crinoidea; Comatulida; Comatulidae.
UUGUAAUUUUCUUUGGAUGAUAUCCACUUUGUGGCCGAAAUGGCUUCCCAUAUCGAUUUUUGCUCUCAAAGUACGAACAUAGGUGACACACUUUGUUGUCCAUAACAACCGAUUAAGCAAAGUUUUAGUGAGAUUUUACAAGGUUGAGAAGGGUACAUUAUCACCAUAAAAUGGCUGUCACUUAUAUGGACCUCAAGUCCAAGCGAACAGAAGCUGUGGCUCCAAGAACUUUGUUUGGAACAUCAAUAGAAAUGAACGAUGGAAAACCUAAUGUUAAUGAGCAGGAAAUCGAGAAGGCAAAUAAAUCCAUAAAGAAACAAGAUAAGACCACUGCCUACAGACCACCCUCGGCAGAUGAGAAACUCAGGUUGAUGAAAGAGGCUAUUGAGCGGCAAGAUUUGAAAGUUAAAUUCGCAGAGGGACGCUUGAAGAACCGGCAGAAUGAUGCACUUUUGUUUAACAUUAACAACGAGCCUGCAUCAGAAACGUCGAGGACAGGGUUUCAUAAAGUGACAGGAGUGUACGAAUCAGAAAGAACUUACUCACCAUACAGAACUGAUAUUAAGCAUCAUUCCAGGGAUAUAGCUAUGGCCGAGGAAUUCAACCGACUAGGCCUUGAUGACAAGUGCGAUUACAACUAUCAACGUUGUCGGCCUAGAGUGAAAUUGGGGUCUUACCAAGGUGUUGGCAAUAUCCUUACUACUGGGAACCUCUUCGCAUAUAAGGGUAAAAAGAUAAGUUCCACUUCAUCCCCUACCCAUGGUAAAUUACGAGGAGAAUUAUCAAGUACUUCAUCUCGUUCUAGCGCAAGCUCUAUCCCACCGAAUAUUAAACACACUUACGGUGAAGAACUUUGUUCAAGAAUAAAAGCAAAUGAAAUAAAAGAAACGAUGACAGCUGAUGCAAAAUCUGCUUCUUCUUCAGCCAAGUUAUCCCCUGAGCCGGAACGUAAUCCCAUGUACGAUGCACUUGGCCAUGCUCUUAGGCAAGACAUCUUUAAUGGUGUACCACAUAACAAGAUGCGAAGUCUUAAUACCGAUUCAUAUACCUUGGAAGUUCACUCCAAAUCAAACAACGCAUACCCUCCUGAGUUUGCAGUUCAAAAGAACAUGGACAGUAAAUGGGCAGAAGAUUGUGUGAUAAGAUCAAGGGUGAUGAAAGAAUGGAACCAAAUGAUGCUGGAGAAACAAGCCAAGGGAACUGACUGAGGAUACAAGGGAAUCCAAAGCACAGACUUAACUGAAGAAGGAAUGACCCCUGGUUCCAAGCAAAAAAGGGACCAAGAAAACAGUGGAGAAGAGUGAAGAUCCAAUGGCUAACAUGACCAAUGGCAUAUCCAGGAGUUUGGAAAUUGGGAGUGGGCGGGUAGGUUGGGAGCGAAGGUGAAGUGUUUGGGGGAUCAGUGAUUGAGUAAGGGGUGGUAACUUACAAAAUAAGGUGAUAUGAGAUGACUUUUUAACUUCUUUAGCAUAUUUUUUGCUUUGAACAUUUUCAAUUGCGGGGGGUGGGGGAAGCAGCAACGGCAACUGGGGCACACUCCUAGAUACGCCACUGAACAUGAUCAGCAUUAUAAGGAAAGAAAAUAUUAAGCCAAAGGAGAUUAUAAUUGAUGCUGUAACACCAGGGUGAGAAAAAGCAAAGGGAGCCCUCUAGUUUGCAGGGAACACCAAGGCACAACACAAACUAUACUAUAAUCUCGCUCUACUUUGAAAGACUCGGAUGUUUCACUACUAAACGUUGUUAUUUUUGCAUGUCGAUGACUGUGAUUGUGAGUUUCCUACUGUUCUAUAGAGCUUGAGGUAGUUCAGCAUUCUUCUUCAUGACCUAACGCGGCAUGUCUUAAAAUGUGAUGGUGGACCUUUUCUACCAUAUUCUCGCAUUAUUUUUCUACACCUGUUAUACUUCUAUUUUUGGAGUUCUUAGGAGGUCGGCUUUACCCAGUAGAACGAAAAAAUUAACAUUUCCACAAAGCACCGCCCCUUGAUGUUGCUGAGGCCCUACAAAAAGAUAGCAUAAGUAUACGUCAAGAUGCGUGUUUGUGGGACACACAUUGCGUGUGGACUACAUUUAGCAAUAUUCUGAUUGGUCAGUUGUUAACUUUGAUUGAAACUCUGGAAAGGGUUCAUGUCAAGCUAUGGCUGUUUUCAUGUUUUUAAACUAAAUUAAAUUAACGAAAAAUUUGGAUUUUGUAUUAGUAAAGCAGAUGAAGCCCUGUUUAGUCAAGGCGAGACGUUUUUUAUACAAAUCCGCCGCCCGCCAGUAAUGAUGAUUUCGAAUAAAAUUUAAAUUUGGCCAAUUAGUGCAACCACCACCAUGAGAAAGUGUAAAUUUCAGAAAGAAAUAGAAGUUUUCCUUUAUUUUUAUUACUCCCGCCGCUGCCUUGAAAUCUUCAAAAAUAAGAUAUGUAUAUUUCUUCCUAAUAAUAUAAAUUUUAAGCAUUUUACCCAUCCAAUUUUUACACUGUCUACAUCCACCACUAAAAUUUUAUUUUUAUUUUUUCCUACAUCUGGAUGUAUUUGGCAAAACUAUUUGUUGAAUAAGAAAACAAAAUUUUAUUUUAUUUUUCCGCUAUCCUGUGACGAUCUUUAAAAUAAGUUCAUGAAACAAGGUAUAAAAAAACGUCUCGCCUAAAGAUAUAAAUAAAACACAAUACCACUCAGUUGACUAAAUUAAAUAUAAUUUCACAAGCUUCCAUAAACAAUCUAUACUGGCAGCAUAGGUAGAGUGAAGCAGUACAAAUAUGAGGUAAAAUAUACUGUAUAAAAAUGCUAUGCUAUAUAUGAACAGUGAAGGGUAUAUGAACAGUAUAUGGUAGACAUUUUUCAAUAUAUCAUAUCUGGAAUAUGUCCACCACAAUAAAUAACAGUAUUAAUUCACAUGUUUUAUCAAGUCUUAUUUUCAUAACAUAUAUAACUUAAAAUACAAUACAAAAUCUUCUUUCUGUGUUCUACAUGGAUUAGGCAUUUAAAAAGUAAUUGAAUAGAUAAUUUUGGCUCUUUGGGUGGUUUAGAUUCAUAUUCACAAUAUAACACUACCUUCAAAGAAUUUGAAAUUUGGCUAUAACUACCAUGUACAUAGAACAACUAUUUAUGGGGGUUUUUGUUUGUUAUUUUAGUCAAGCAUAUUGGAACCUUGGUCUACCAGGGAACAGUUAAAUUUAACUGUUUCCUGAGUCUACCAAAAUUUAAUUUUAGCCACUCCCAGAUGUGGCUCCAUUAGUUAGAAGGCCUAAUUAGUAUAGAGAGUCAUGGCGACUCAUUUUCUGGGCAGUGUUGGCCAUCUCAGAUUUCUGCAAUCUGCAAGUGAUUUUUUUUUUCUUUAGUGGGGGACACCGUAUUCCUACACCUCUUAAAAUGUAGCAAUACUAGCGUUUGGUCGCCAUCUUGGCAGCCAUUUCAAAUUCCUCAAAGUAACAAGAUGUUAGAUGGUAAUAUAUUGAUCUUGUAUAGAGCCAGAAAUUCAUGCACCAAAGUUUGCCUUCUGUCUCAAUAUUGCACAAGAGUACAGCAGCAUUAUAUAUAUUUUUUAAUAUAAUUUAUAUAUAAUUCAUAUAUUUUUUAUAUAAUUCACAUUGAUUUUAACACUGCAAUUAUAAAAAUAUUCAUAGUCAAUCAUUUGGUGUCACAAUGAUUGAUUAAUUUCAAAUAUAUUUCCCAUUCAAAAGAAUAUUAUUUGUAAAACGGGGUCUCAAAGCCAUUAUUUUUACUAAAGAUUUAUAUUAACUAUAUAAUAUAAAAUUAUAUAAUAUAAAAUCAGGCAAAAUUAAUAUUUUUUAUUAAAAAUUUCAAGAUUAAAAUAAAUAAAUAAACAUUUUAGAAAAAAAAAAUAUUUACAUCAAGUGAAAACAGUACUGAUUUUUGGUGUCUGUUGAAAAUAUUAUUUAAGUUUUUGUAUUUACUACAGUAUUAAUUCAGACUUGUAUCUUCAUUUUUAAAAUCGAUAUUUAUUCUAUUUUAUAUUUAGGCUCCGGGCUAAGGAUGUGCCUGUUCAUGAAAAUUGUAAUGCGUCUGAGUAUCUAUCUUCUAAAAUCACAUUCAACCACUCACCCACUCUUGAUCAGUUUUACCCUACUAGGAAUCAGCUAUCAAAUAUUUUAAUUGUUCCUCAUUCAAAUUCAAAUUUCAUACCAGAGCUGCUCAUCUUUGGAACAACCUUUCUCACAACAUUCGUAACAAUUUUGGUUCUCUUUCUAUUAAUGAGUUUUAAAAAUAGAUGCCUUUAUAUGUAUUUAGUAAUACCUUACAACUAUUGGAUGCACACAUUUAAAUAUGGUCUAAAAGGAGAUAGUCUUAACUUAAAUCUUAACUUAAAUAGGUAAAGUAUGGUAUGGUAUGUAAUUAGGGUGAGAAGACACAACAUUGAAUAGACAUUGCACCUAUGAGAUGGCCAGAUAUCAUUUUCAAAUGAUGGCUAAAUAAAAUAAUAAUAAUUUGGUGUAGUUGAACUUUUUUGUUUUGGUUUUUAAGGUAUCAUUUUUCUGCUUUUUUUUUUUAGUAUAGUCUAAUACAGUAUAUGAUUGUGUUUAAAUUGUUUAGGUACAUCUGUAAACAUAUGUAUAUUUUUGCUAUAUUUAUGUACCAGGGCUUCCUUGGAUAUCAGUGCUAGUCAAAGAAUGGUUACACCCUGAUUAAAGAAAGCAUAA